This is a messenger RNA of Erigeron canadensis, 1037 nucleotides long. Its product is annotated as probable carboxylesterase 6. The transcript has a single exon. The record is from RefSeq and is a predicted model, not a curated record. The coding region runs from base 108 to 1037 and encodes 309 amino acids. Gene Ontology annotation, molecular function: hydrolase activity. Lineage: Eukaryota; Viridiplantae; Streptophyta; Magnoliopsida; Asterales; Asteraceae.
AACUAAACCAAAAAAGAAUUCAAAUAACAUGAUCAACCUACCUAUUAAAAUCACAUCACACUCCAUAUAAACCAAACCAUUCCGUACUCACUACCACCACUACAAUCAUGGACACCACCCUGAUCUUUGAUACCUUUGAAUUUAUCAAAGUCCACGCAGACGGCUCUGUGGAGCGUUUCACACCCACUACUGCCCCGGCAUCCCUAGACCUAUACAAUGGUUACAAGUGCAAAGAUGUGUCCAUAGACACACUAAAGCCAAUAACUGCGCGAAUAUUCAUCCCCUCCACCCCCACAAAUGACACAUUUCCAGUGUUGGUAUAUUUCCAUGGUGGCGGUUUUUGUAUUGGCUCUACCACAUGGCUAGGCUACCACCAUUUCCUUGGAGACCUUUGUGACACUUCCAAAUGUAUUGUUCUUUCGGUAGACUACCGCCUUGCCCCAGAAUAUAAGUUGCCAAUUGCAUACGAAGACUCGUACACUUCUCUCAUCUGGCUAAGCCAACAAAAACAGAUUGAUUCUUGGCUCCAAAAUGCUGAUCUUUCACGGGUUUUUCUUUCAGGAGAUAGUGCAGGAGGUAACAUAGCUCACCAUGUAGCCCUUAGAGCUAUUCGGGAUAUAGAAUGUCCUGUUCAUAUAAAAGGUAUAUUACCGAUUCAUCCUUACUUUGGAAGCGAGAAGAGGACUGAAUUAGAGAUGAAAGAAAGUUCCGUUGAUGAAGUCAAAUCCAAUGAUAUGUUUUGGAGGCUGAGCAUACCUGAUGGAUUGAACCGAGACUAUGACUAUUGCAACCUAGAAAAGAUGGAGGUGUCAAUGUCAGAAUGGAGCCGGUUUCCUAAUGUGCUUGUUUUUGUGGCAGAGUUGGAUUUUCUGAAAGAAAGGGGAGUGACAUAUGCCGAGUUUUUGAAGAAAAAAGGUGUACAAGUGAAACUCAUUGAGACCAGAAACGAAAAACAUGUUUUUCAUGUGUUUAGGCCUGAUUUGCAACCGGCUCGGUUGUUACAGAAGCAAAUCAGUGAGUUCAUACACAGCGUUUGA